Molecule: messenger RNA, 468 nt
Organism: Chaetomium globosum CBS 148.51
Lineage: Eukaryota; Fungi; Ascomycota; Sordariomycetes; Sordariales; Chaetomiaceae
Exons: 2
Coding region: 1-468 (155 amino acids)
Source: RefSeq, a predicted model, not a curated record
AUGCCUGCAAAAUCGAACGAGAUCCCACACCGUCGAAACGGACGCUCUGCCGAGAUGCGAGCCAAGAGAAGCCCUGGCAGCGGGAGACUGGGGGAGACGGGGGCUCUGCGGCAAAGGACCAUCUCCGCCACUGCAAUGGAAGUCCCGCCCCCAACCCUAUCCGACCUCCGGGACAGCCCAGUUAAAAACGGCAACAAGGGUCUGCUCACAUGCCCGUGGGCAUUCGGAGAUGGAUCCCAACCGCGUGAUGCCAACCUCGCGCCGCAGAAUCAGUCGGGCGCGUAUAAUCUGCCCUUGCGUAACCAGCUCGGCACCGGUAAUCCGAAGGCCCUUUCUCAUCAACCUCCGUUCAUACCAAAGUCUAGUGACAAUCGGGUGAUUCUCAGGUCUCUGGAACGACGGCGACCUCUUGGUUUGACCCCUCCAUUAGUCGGGUUGGAGGUGACUGAAUGCGGAACCAAUGCGUAG